AUGACGUUCUCAACAAUGACAAUCCCGGUGACGUCAUUAGUGGACAAUAAUCAUGAGACAGUUUCUUCAUCAUAUCACCUGAACGCUUCUUUUCUGUGGAAUACGUCACAUCCGGAAGCAUUGCAAAACGGAAGUGAUACAACGAAUCCCGGAUUUAAUUUCUACUGGCAGGUUCCCCAGAUCACGUUCCUCUCUAUCAUGUUGCUUACUAUUGUCAUUGGAAAUGCUUGUGUUCUAGCGGCCAUCAUGCUUUCCGACAACGGCAGGAAAACUAGAAUGAAUUUCUUCAUCAUGCAUUUGGCAAUAUCAGAUUUAUCCGUCGGGAUAUUCUUAGUUUCCAUUGAUCUCGCCGAUAAAAUAGUGAUUGAAUGGUUGGCUGGUAACGCUUUAUGUAAAAUAUUGAAUUACAUGAAGAUUGUCGUACUUUACGCCUCCACAUAUGUUCUCGUAUCCCUCAGCAUCGACAGGUUCGACGCGAUAGCCAGACCGAUGAAUUUCUCGAGGCGAGCUUUCAGAGCCCGUAUGUUGAUCUACAGCGCGUGGAUUUUGGCAGCCAUAUUUUCCAUCCCGGCUUUAGUGCUGUUUGAGGCGAGGACGGAACCACAAAUGUAUAACAUGACUCUGUGUACCAUCAGCUUGACUGACUUUCACUGGAAAUUAUACUUCACUCUAGUAGCACUUAGUGUGUUCAUCAUACCUGCCGUGAUAAUAACCGUCUGCUAUAGUGUAAUUAUCAUCAUCAUAUGUCAGAAGAGCAAAUUGGAUGGUAACAAUGUCAAACAGACCACUCCACGUCAGAACGAAGGGGCAGUUCGUAAUCGAGUGGUUAUGGCAUACAUAAUGAUAUCACUUCCCAUGUGUCUGGUCAACGAAACAGCAAAUGAAAAUGUUAAUCUUCUAAAUCCAAUGAAGUGUAUAGAUUGUCUUUGGACAGUUUUCCUAGAAGGACGAGGAUUUGGUGGCGCCCGGCAUGGGAAAGGUUCCUCAGUGAUACAGCAGGCGAAAAUAAGGACCAUAAAGAUGACGUUUAUAAUUGUUCUAGUGUUUGUGCUUUGCUGGUGCCCAUAUAUAGUUUUCAACCUCCUCCAUCUUUACGGGUUCUCUAAUGAACAGCUAGAAUCACCAGUCCUUAGAGCAGUUACUGUAUGGAUACAAAGCAUGGCACCCUUAAACAGCGCAGUCAAUCCUAUCAUCUAUGGCGUGUUUAGCACGAGGAUAUGUCGCAACCUCAGGCGUAUUCCAAUAUUCAAUUGUAUUGCUAACGCCCUAUGUAGAUGCCAACGUGUACGGAGUGUCGGCAGUAGACUUUCUCACACCACAUCCUGGAAUGAUCCCACAUACCUGACCGACGCUUCCUUCUCUUCAAAGUACCGCCGUCCAGGCGGAGUUCGAAGAACAUUCUCCGAUUCCGAAAGCACUGUGUUAGCUUCCGGUAGACAUGCAUAUCCCAGGGGAUCAACUCAACAUGGCAAUUUUCAACGGUCGAUUUCCAGCAGCAGCCAGGAAUUUAAGCCCAUUGGAUAUCGUAGACCAUCAGGCUUGCCAUUAGUUAAACGAAAUUUGACUCUUGAAGAUAACCAUUUGUUGAAAUCUAUCACUCAAAGACCAACCAAUACAAUAUGUGAAUCAGAAAUAUUGUAG
Molecule: messenger RNA, 1641 nt
Organism: Ylistrum balloti
Lineage: Eukaryota; Metazoa; Mollusca; Bivalvia; Pectinida; Pectinidae
Product: cardioacceleratory peptide receptor-like
Exons: 10
Coding region: 1-1641 (546 amino acids)
Biological process (GO): G protein-coupled receptor signaling pathway
Cellular component (GO): membrane
Molecular function (GO): vasopressin receptor activity
Source: RefSeq, a predicted model, not a curated record